This is a messenger RNA of Phycomyces blakesleeanus NRRL 1555(-), 804 nucleotides long. RefSeq lists its product as hypothetical. The transcript has 3 exons. NCBI's taxonomy places the organism in Eukaryota, Fungi, Mucoromycota, Mucoromycetes, Mucorales, Phycomycetaceae. The record is from RefSeq and is a predicted model, not a curated record. The coding region runs from base 1 to 804 and encodes 267 amino acids.
AUGUCCUCUACUUCGAAUACUCAUAAUAAGAAGUACUUUUGUAAUGAAUGCAAAAAUAACCAAGAAGGUUACAGUCUAGCUCAAAGACGAACUGCUCAAUGCUAUAACAAAAGAGCAAGAUAUGAAGCCUUCAAAAGAAAUACAUCUGCUCAAAGCAGCUCAAUGGAAGUUGAUGUUGAAAUGCACAGGUUUAUUGCUACUUUUGUGGUAAUGUUCACUUCCCGCUAUGUGGUCAACAAGGGUGCCAUUGUCUUGAUCAAGUUCAUCAACAAGCUCUUGACAAUUUACGAGCAGGAUUUCCAAUUGCCCUUGAGCCUUCCUGGUCUCCAAUGUAUGACAGGUUUCUCCGCCAUGAACAAAAACGUUCAGAGAUUCCUUGUGUGUCAGGACUGCCACAAGGUAUAUGAGAAAAGUGCAUUGGCUCCUUCCCAUUGUGACUUCAUGAAGCUUGGCGCGCAUUCUGCAUGCAACUGUCAAUUGACAAAAAAAUCUUCCUCUGGUCUCCAGGUUGCCAAACGUGAAUACUGUUACCAAUCAGUAAAAAAUGCACUAAGAUUGCUCUUUCUCCGCCCAGAUUUCAAGCAAAAAAUCAGACAGUGGAAUAAGCAGUUAAAGAUUAUAAAUACGUUGUGCAAUGUAUAUGAUGGCGAUAUGUGGAAAGAGUUGGAAGAAAAGGAUGGCGAAUCCUUUGUUGAAGACCCUCAUUUGUUAAUGAUCACGUUGAACAUCGAUUGGUUCCAGCCCUUCGAUGGGGCCAGUUAUUCAUGUGGUGCCAUGUACCUGGUUGUCAACAAUCUUCCUUGA